This is a messenger RNA of Brugia malayi, 1170 nucleotides long. RefSeq lists its product as uncharacterized. The transcript has 7 exons. Gene Ontology annotation, biological process: protein phosphorylation. Lineage: Eukaryota; Metazoa; Nematoda; Chromadorea; Rhabditida; Onchocercidae. Gene Ontology annotation, molecular function: protein kinase activity; ATP binding. The record is from RefSeq and is a predicted model, not a curated record. The coding region runs from base 1 to 1170 and encodes 389 amino acids.
AUGUCCGGUGUUGGUGGCAGGCGAAAAAAUCCACUGAAUUUGAGUUUGCCGGCAACAGUUAAAGAGAAGGCUGGUUUGAGGAGAGAUGGGACAAAAGAUAAAGGUACCUUCUCACUGGAAGACCAAAUCAAGCAAAUGACACUCACCGAACCUCAGAAGUUGCGGAUGCAGGAAUGGAUCGAAGAGAAAAGACUUGUACCAUUAAAUGAAUUGAAUGAGGAUAUGUUGGAGAAGAUGUGUGAAUUGGGACAUGGUAAUGGCGGUGUUGUAAGUAAAGUAAUGCAUAAAUCGAGUAAGAUUAUCAUGGCCAGAAAAUUGGUUCAUCUGGAAGUGAAGCCAUCUGUGAGGUUGCAAAUCCUGAAGGAGCUGGAUGUGUUGAAUAAAUGUAACAGUCCAUAUAUUGUUGGAUUUUACGGUGCUUUCACUGAUAACAACGAUAUAUCCAUAUGCAUGGAGUACAUGGAUGGAUUAUCUUUGGAUGUUGUUUUGAAAAAAGUUGGUAGGCUAAAAGAAUCACGUGUAGGUCGAAUUGCUGUUGCAGUUAUUCGCGGAUUAUCAUACUUGAAGGAUGAGCAUAAAAUACUGCAUCGAGAUGUCAAACCAUCAAAUAUCUUGGUUAAUAGUCAUGGUGAAAUAAAAUUAUGUGAUUUUGGUGUUUCGGGCAUGUUAAUUGACAGCAUGGCUAACAGCUUCGUCGGUACUCGCUCAUACAUGGCGCCGGAACGAUUGACAGGAAGCCAUUACAAUGUGCAAUCGGAUGUUUGGAGUUUUGGUUUGUCGCUUGUAGAAUUGUCAGUCGGACGAUACCCGGUGCCAGCGCCGACAGCAAGAGAAUAUGCUGAACUCUUCAACAUUCCAGAAGAAGAAGUAGAGUUCCCAGAAGGUACGAUACCACCAACAUCCACCACUCUAUGCACACCAAGGACGAUGGCAAUUUUUGAGCUUCUUGACUAUAUUGUUAAUGAGGCACCACCACUGUUGCCAAAGAAUAUAUUCAGUGAUAUUUUUAUUGAUUUCAUUGGAAGGUGUGUUAAAAAGAAUCCCAUUGAAAGAGCCAAUUUGAAAACAUUAAGUAAUCAUGAAUAUUUUAUAAAGCAUGCAAAUGCGGAAGACGGUGGUGAAUUUGCACAGUUUAUAAAGGAAACUAUAGGGAUGAAUCAUCAUUCAUAA